Hyalella azteca is the source of this 2902-nucleotide messenger RNA. Its product is annotated as pro-interleukin-16. The transcript has 5 exons. NCBI's taxonomy places the organism in Eukaryota, Metazoa, Arthropoda, Malacostraca, Amphipoda, Hyalellidae. Gene Ontology annotation, molecular function: protein binding. Bases 1 to 957 code for a protein of 318 amino acids. The record is from RefSeq and is a predicted model, not a curated record.
AUGGCUUACGCUUCAAUUGUUACACAGGAGCUUGCACAGCUGAUAGAGGAAGCGAACCAGUCGCUGGAGGAGUCAGGCACGCCGUGUCACGAGAUCGUGGUGGUCGUGCUGCACAGAGAGGUCGCGAGUUAUGGGUCCGUGGGGCUCACUCUUGCAGGGGGCGCCGACUACGACACCAGGGAGAUCUCUGUUCACAAGAUCAUCCCGGGAAGUCUGGCGGACAGGGAUGGUCGUAUCCAGAGGGGAGACCGCGUCAUUUCCAUCAAUGGGAAGACCCUCCGUGGCGUCACUCACAGGGAGGCCCUUGCUAUACUCAAAUCACCGAGGCCUGAAGUUGUGCUGGUGCUGUCGAGGAGUCGCUCUGUAACUCCUCAGGACAUCACCAACGCGUCCAGCGGCGCGUAUGUCGUCACGGGGGGCGGCGCCCCCGACGGGGAACCCUCCUUCUGCCACCGCCCGGUCUUCAUGAACGCUGUCAACCACAUUGCUUCCCAUAGACCUCCGAAAAUUCUCGAGUCACCUAUGGACAGCAAGAGUUUAGUCUCAGACGUGCAAAUGCCGCCGGUGCCGCGGGGGCCGCCGUUCGCCAUCGCGCUCGUGAAGGACGGCGCGGGCCUUGGCUUCUCCCUGGAGGGCGGCAAGGAUUCUCCCCUCGGCGACCGCCCUCUCAUCGUCAAGAAAAUAUUCACAGGAGGGGCAGCCGACAAGGGAGGCAUCCUGCGUGUGGGGGAUGAGAUCUUGAGCAUCAAUGCCGUUGACGUGACCAUCAUGGCGCGUAUAGAGGCCUGGAACUUCCUCAAGAAACUCCCGGACGGUAAAGUUAGUCUUGUCAUCCGUCAAAAACUUGCUGAAGGAGCUGCGAGUGACCAAGAAAAAAUGCCCGAGAAAAGAAACGAAGUCAACGGAGCAAACCGCGAAAAAAUUGACAAAGAAAAUUUUGAUUCAAACAAUGUCUGAGUCUAAUUCAGUUGAUAUUGUAUUGAAACAAUUUAAAUGGGCCAAGAAUUUAGAGGGCCUGCAAUUAUACUUUAUUGUGAUGCCUACGAACUUUUUUGAAUCAUUCAAGAAUAAUUCAUGGUUUCCUUGUUGGACUUGAUAAUCUAAAUAGUGUAUUAAAAUAUCUUAUUUUCUUUUCUGAAUAACUAAUUUAAAGUGAUUAGAAAAAGUCAUCCUUAUUUGUCAUUUAACCGUAUUUUAACAAGUAAUUAAACACUUAUUUUAGUUAGUAUUUUUUCCAUAGAAUGGUGCUAAUUUUCAUUUGCGAGAAAAGGUCUAAGGGAAAGCAGUUUUUUUCAAAUUAUAUGAAGUCCAUAAUACCUAUAUACACUAGUGUUAUUUGGCCUAGUAUGAAAUCACAUUAUUAUUCCCAUGAGUUGAGUUGAAAUUAUCACUACUGUUGACUAAUGAGUUGGCGCUAUGCUGAUUAGUGAGAAGGGCUACGUACAUGUCCACAAAAGGAAGACGUACGGCCGCCCAUUUUCUGAGAAAAAUUAUGGCUUGAUUUCUCUAUAUAUUCAGUAGCAUGAUUUUAUUUAUAUUUUAAAUUGGGUUUUUGGUAGGCUGUGAUUAUGUUCACUUAUUUCUGUGCUACUAUUCUGUUUAAUUUGUCGUUUCUCCUUCUGUCCGUAUAACUAUUAUAAUAUAACAGCAAACGUAUUGCACUUCUUUCAUUACCGCGAAAAUUUGCCUUCUUUAUUUUAUUUCACUUCGUAAGUAUUGCAUUAUAUGAUUCUCUAAUGGUAAUUCAUGUACGAGUACUUAUAGAAAUUGCAAUGUACAUGAAAAUUGGGGCACACAAGGUUUAUACAUUGGAGACAGAGUGAAAGAAAAAUAGUGUUGAUUGUCUAUUAUAUCAAUUUUCAAAUGCUAAAUGUCAUCGAUUAUCUGGCUUCUUUGUUAUCUUAUUCCUAAGUUCCUCUUGAUAUCCGGACUGUAAUAUCAAGUCUAGGCUUUGUUUUUUCUAUUCACUGUUGACGAAUAUGGACUACACUUAUGUACAGAAAUUUUCAAGAUUUCCAGACAAUUUAUUUCUCGUGGUUUAAUUGCUAGCAUACACAUUAGUAACUAUCCACACUAUCCCUUUAGACAUUAUUUCAGUGAUAAUUUGUGUUUAUUAUCUUUGGUACGGAUUGGAAGGGAAGGCGUGUCUUUCUACAUUGUGCCCUUGCCUUCGAAGAAAUAGUUUAACUAGUACACUGAGAUGUCUUUACGUAUUAGUUUCAAUAAAACCUAUAAUUAUUCCUGCGUUCAUGCAUAAGCUUUUGGCUUAAUGGUGUUUCGGUCCUAUGUACUCUAGCUUCCAACGAAGCUCUCUUCGGAACCAGUAUUAUAUAUGUAUUUGGUCUAGAAGAGAUACUCCAUUUUAUGCUUAUAUCUUUUACGCUGCUUUAGCUGAAGGCUGUGAAGUGCCUUUUGCCAUCAACAUCAAUUUGUUGCUACUAAAUAAUGAGUCUUACUUAAACUAUGUCAUGAAAUGUUCAUUUUGCAUUGUAGUUGUCCAUUGUAAUUAUAAUAUUUGAUAUUUUUCUUUAUAUAAGCUAACAUCAUAUAUCAGUCCAUUGAACUCCCCGUCCAACAAUGAGUCAACUAUUCAAGUAUCUUCGAUCCUUCGUGGUCAUUAAAAUACUUUCAAUCGGUCUAUCCUGAACUGCGGUUGAAAGUUGACUAUAUAUUAUCAGUAUUCAUCGAGAUAUUAGAGUUAAUUAGAGACGGUUUCUCGUACACUUAAAUCUGUUUUAUUAAGUUUGUACAUACCUUAAUGUGUAGUCGGCUUGUAGGUUGCAAAGCUCCUAAAAUUUUGUAUUUUAUUUUAAUCGUUGAGUACCUUUUACGUCUUCCAUAGCGUGUAUGUCAUAUCAGUAAAGAAUGCGGUGCUUUGAGGGAUUAAAGGACUCGAUAAUAU